AUGGCGAGGAUGCCGAUUCCUGCACAAUUUGCGCCCGACUCGUCCAUUGUGCUCGUCGGCGUGCGUGGAUCUGGAAAAUCUACUCUGGCUAUAAUUGCCUCGGCGGCUAUGAAGCGGCGCAUUGUCGAAACGGAACAAGCAUUCUUCGAUGCGACGGGCCUCUCGACGGCCGCUUUCAAGAAGAAGCACGGCAAUCUCGAAUACAGACAACGCCAGUACGCCGUCCUCGAAAGCAUACUCGUUCGACACCAGAAGGAUUGCAUAAUCGUGUCAUCUUGGGUCGAGCGAUCUGUCCAAGAACUCCUCGUGGAGUUUGCGGCUUCACACCCCGUAAUACAUGUUGUGAGAGACGAGGAAGCUAUUGCUGGAUAUCUGGGUGUAACCGAUAUAGAAACAUUUCGGGAACUCCUUGAUUACCUAACACAUGCAUUCCGCGCCUUUGCAAACUUUGAGAUUUUCAACGUUUCCGAAGGCAUUUCCACGUCAGAGGAUCCAAAUCUUACAGAGGCGGCUGCGCUGGGCCAAGACGAUGGACAAAAGUCUCCAGCGCCUUAUUUGACGCUGAAGAGAGCUGAAAGGCAUUUCUUACGCUACUUGGCUCUGAUUAUGCCCAAGGGAUCCAUUCCCUAUAUCGAGUCUGCCUUUCCACUGGCCUCCAUCCCUACUGAGAAGCGACAGUAUACAUAUGCCAUGUCUGUGCCCUUGUCCAAGCUACUUUCAAGCAACCUCAACAUCGAAGACCUGGAAACAGGUGCUGACGCAAUCGAAGUGGUUGUUGACGAGGCCUUCAUCCAAGGAACAAGCACCCAGCUUGGUGCAAGCAGAGCUAGCCAAAUCAGCAGGGUCAUUGGCCACAUUAGAAGAAAUGUUGUGAUACCCAUUAUUUAUCAUAUUAUUUGGCCAUACCCAGGCCCGCUGGACAACACGCAUAAGACAACCUACGUUGAAUACCUCCAGCAUGGCUUACGGUUGGCCCCCGAGUAUAUUGUCCUCGAUCUGCGCCUCGAGGACUACCUCUUCUCCCAGAUUGUCAGGUCCAAGGGGACAUCGAAAGUCAUUGGUUCGGUCGACCUGAAUACGUCUCAACCACCGUCAUGGAAGGACCCGCUGUGGUUGUCGUUCUACCGCAAGGCUCGCGAUUUUGGAUGCGACUUGGUCCGUCUGCUGCGUCCGGCAACACAAAUUGAGGACAACUUUGACGUACAGUAUCUGCGGAAUGCCAUUGAACAGCUGGGCGAGCCGCUGCUUCCGCUCAUUUCAUUUAACACGGGGUCCAAGGGACGCAACUCGCAGUGCUAUAACAAGAUUCUAACCCCCGUGAUACCAGCAUCCUUACUGGGCAUGGACCAUCCGAAACCCGAAACAUCAUUAUUCAUUCCGCCUCCCCUUACGGCUUUUGAAGCCACGAGAGCAUUGCACUCCUCCUUCAUCGUUGACGCAAUGAAGCUCUAUGUGGUUGGUGCAAACGUCGGAUACAGCAUGUCGCCUGCCAUGCACAACGUUGCUCUGAAAGCAUGCGGCAUCCCGCACGUUUAUCGGCCACACUCGACGGAGUCGCUUAGCAACAUCCGCGACCUCAUACAUGAUCCCCUUUUCGCAGGCAUGUCGAUAGGCCUACCUUUUAAAGUCGAGGUCAUUAGUCUCGCGCACUCCCUCAGUAGCCAUGCAAAGGCCAUUGGAGCCGUCAACACUCUAAUACCAGUGAGACAUCUUAAUGCAGAUGGUUCCAUCCCAGACAAUGCUAUCUUCUUCAACUUCAGAAAUCGAGCUGGUCCGGUGCUGGCCCUUUUUGGCGAGAACACCGAUUGGAUUGGCAUUCGUGCUUGCAUCAGGAGAGGGCUCUCUCCAGCCAACGCCGUGCGACCCAGUUCCAGCGGUCUGGUCAUCGGUGCUGGUGGCAUGGCGAGAGCGGCUGUUUACGCUAUGCUGCAACUUGGCGUCAAGAACAUCGCCAUCUAUAACAGGACGCCCGCGAAUGCCGAAAGGCUCGUUGCACAUUUCACACGGCUUCUUUCCCGACACGAUCUGCCCCUUCUCAGCCCAGCUUCUGAUACGGAGACCCAAUUCCACGUCAUAUCCUCACGGGAUGAUGCCUGGCCUGAAAAGUUCCGUAUGCCCACCAUCAUAAUCUCAUGCAUACCUACACAUGAUAUCGGUGAUGCUCCGGCGCCGAAAUUCACGCUGCCGCCCGCAUGGAUGGACAGCCCCACGGGCGGUGUGGUUCUCGAGCUCGCCUACAGGUACCUCAAUACACCGCUGCUCGAGCAGGUACGCGCAAAGGCACACCUUGGUUGGGUUGCCAUGGAUGGUCUAGACCUUCUGCCAGAACAAGGAUUCGCACAGUUUGAAUUAUUCACUGGCCGGCGAGCACCGCGGAGACUAAUGAGGGAAGAAGUAUUCAGAUCAUACCCGAGCGGGCAGGGAGAUUCGGCUAGGACUCAGCUCCAGCCUCGACUGGAAAACAUCGUAGAACAAGAACCAUAA
This is a messenger RNA of Pestalotiopsis fici W106-1, 2484 nucleotides long. Its product is annotated as Quinate repressor protein. The transcript has a single exon. Gene Ontology annotation, biological process: chorismate biosynthetic process. Bases 1 to 2484 code for a protein of 827 amino acids. The record is from RefSeq and is a predicted model, not a curated record. NCBI's taxonomy places the organism in Eukaryota, Fungi, Ascomycota, Sordariomycetes, Amphisphaeriales, Sporocadaceae. Gene Ontology annotation, molecular function: shikimate 3-dehydrogenase (NADP+) activity; 3-phosphoshikimate 1-carboxyvinyltransferase activity; 3-dehydroquinate dehydratase activity.